AUGUCUUCAAACGUUGGUCUCAAUACUCCAAGAGGAAGUGGUACCUCGGGCUAUGUCCAGCGCAACUUGGCGCAUCUCCGACCCCGCGACAAGCCAUACUCGACCGACCUGGACAGCUUGAAGCACCGCCAGAGACAGCCAGAUAAGGACAUCUUGGAGCAUGACCGGAAGCGCGAGAUUGAGCUCAAGGUGUUUGAGUUAAGGGACUUGUUGGAAGAUGAGGGUGUUGACGAAGACGAAAUUGAAGACCGAACAGAAGCGCUUAGAAGAAACCUUAUGAGAGAGAGCGACAAAGGCAAUGGACCAGCGAAGAAGGGACUGAAGAUGCAUCAAGUGCAUGAGUUGGCAGAGGCGAAAAUUAAGCAAGACAAUCGGUUCAGGAGCGCGCUGGGCAUCAGCAAGGAUUACGAAGAGGGCAGUCACUGGAAGAAGCAGGAGGAGAAGCUGAGGGCUAACUCCGAGAGGGAUGCGAACGAUGAGCAGAAGUGA
Molecule: messenger RNA, 489 nt
Organism: Drepanopeziza brunnea f. sp. 'multigermtubi' MB_m1
Lineage: Eukaryota; Fungi; Ascomycota; Leotiomycetes; Helotiales; Drepanopezizaceae
Cellular component (GO): nucleus
Source: RefSeq, a predicted model, not a curated record